This is a messenger RNA of Felis catus (domestic cat), 2280 nucleotides long. RefSeq names its product Wnt family member 1 (gene WNT1). Gene Ontology annotation, molecular function: frizzled binding; cytokine activity. Gene Ontology annotation, cellular component: extracellular region. The record is from RefSeq and is a predicted model, not a curated record. Bases 208 to 1320 code for a protein of 370 amino acids. Gene Ontology annotation, biological process: cell fate commitment; canonical Wnt signaling pathway; neuron differentiation. NCBI's taxonomy places the organism in Eukaryota, Metazoa, Chordata, Mammalia, Carnivora, Felidae. The transcript has 4 exons.
CUAUAAGAGGCGGUGCCGCCCGCCGUGGCUGCCUCAGCCCACCAGCUGGGACCGCGAGCCAUGCUGCCCGCCGCCCGCCCCCAGGGCUGUUAGAGCCAGACUGCGAAUUCUCGCCACCGCCGCCACCGCCGCGACCCGUCCCACCGUCGCGGGCAGCAGCCAAAGCCGCCCCAACUUCAGCACAGAGCAGGCGAGGCCGGGCAGGCCAUGGGGCACUGGGCGCUGCUGCCCGGCUGGGUUUCUGCUACGCUGUGGCUGGCGCUGGCCGCUCUGCCCGCAGCCCUGGCCGCCAACAGCAGUGGCCGAUGGUGGGGCAUCGUGAACGUAGCCUCCUCCACGAACCUGCUGACCGACUCCAAGAGUCUACAACUGGUGCUCGAGCCCAGUCUUCAGCUGCUGAGCCGCAAACAGAGGAGGCUGAUCCGCCAGAACCCGGGGAUCCUGCACAGCGUGAGCGGGGGGCUGCAGAGCGCUGUGCGAGAGUGCAAGUGGCAGUUCCGCAACCGCCGCUGGAACUGCCCCACGGCUACGGGGCCCCACCUCUUCGGCAAGAUCGUCAACCGAGGCUGUCGGGAAACGGCGUUUAUUUUCGCUAUCACCUCCGCCGGGGUUACCCAUUCGGUGGCGCGCUCCUGCUCAGAGGGCUCCAUCGAGUCUUGCACGUGCGACUAUCGGCGGCGCGGCCCUGGGGGCCCCGAUUGGCACUGGGGGGGCUGCAGCGACAACAUCGACUUCGGCCGCCUCUUCGGCAGGGAGUUUGUGGACUCCGGGGAGAAGGGGCGGGACCUGCGCUUCCUCAUGAACCUUCACAACAACGAGGCUGGCCGCACGACUGUGUUCUCUGAGAUGCGCCAGGAGUGCAAGUGCCACGGGAUGUCGGGCUCGUGCACGGUGCGCACGUGCUGGAUGCGGCUGCCCACGCUGCGCGCCGUGGGCGACGUGCUGCGCGACCGAUUCGAUGGCGCCUCGCGCGUCCUCUAUGGCAACCGCGGCAGCAACCGCGCCUCGAGGGCGGAACUGCUGCGCCUGGAGCCCGAGGACCCGGCGCACAAGCCGCCCUCCCCCCACGACCUCGUCUACUUCGAGAAAUCGCCCAAUUUCUGCACGUACAGCGGACGCCUGGGAACGGCGGGCACGGCCGGGCGCGCCUGCAACAGCUCCUCGCCCGCGCUGGACGGCUGCGAGCUGCUCUGCUGUGGCCGGGGCCACCGUACGCGCACACAGCGCGUCACCGAGCGCUGCAACUGCACCUUCCACUGGUGCUGCCACGUCAGCUGCCGCAACUGCACGCACACGCGCGUACUGCACGAGUGUCUGUGAGACGCUUCGCGGACUCGCCCCAGGAGCGUUCCCCUCUAGCCCACCCGGAUACGUGCCCACCCAGUCCCUCCAGCCACAACCCCCGCGAUUCAUACGUGCGCGAUCAUUUCUCCCACCUCCUCCUACCGGGGGACUCCUGAAACCACUUGCCUGGGCCGGCAUGAACCCUCUUGCCAUCCUGAUGGACCUGCCCCGGACCUACCUCCCUCCCUCUCCCGGGAGACCCCUUGUUGCACUGCCCCCUGCUUGGCCAGGAGGUGAGAGAAGGAUUGUUCCCUUCCCCGUGGGGGUCAGCUUCUGACCGUGUGGCUCUGCUUCCUCCACCGCGCCAGUGACCCCCCGCCCCGCCUCUCUCCCUCCCCUUUAUCCUCCGUUUUUUCUCCAGAUCUUCUCACGCCCUUCCCAUUCUCCUGCCAAGGGUGCAGACGCUGAACACACACCUGGACAGCAGGGCCUUUCUCCUCCCCACCUACAACGGAACCGGGAGGUUCUAGGGUGAAAGGGCAGCUGUGGUGAUGUGGAAAAGGAGGUUGGGGGACCCAGCAGAAAUACCCCCAUUCUCCCAGCCUCUGUCAUGGAGCCAUUGAACAGCUGUGAGCCAUGCCUCCCUCACCCACCUCCUACCCCUUCCUGUCCUGCCUCCUCAUCAGUGUGUAAAUAAUUUGCACUGAAUCGUGGAUACAAAGCCACGAGUUUGGUUGUUGUAAAUAAAACUAUUUAUUGUGCUGGGUUCCGGCCUGGCUUGCAGAGACCACUUCCACCCCACCCCAGUCCCUCUCCCUUCUCCUCUCCUUCUGCUCUCCAGCCUCUUCUGAUCCCUCUCUUCCUCUCCCCAAUUUCUCCAAGAUGCCGUUGCCUACCGGAAUCAGCAUUUCCUUCCAUUGUAGCUAUUAGUGGCUCCCCACCCCCACCGAUGUAGUAUCUUCCUCCGCAGAAUAAAAUUUCUAUUUUUAUCAGUGA